This is a messenger RNA of Maniola jurtina (meadow brown), 1369 nucleotides long. RefSeq names its product aminoacylase-1-like. The record is from RefSeq and is a predicted model, not a curated record. The coding region runs from base 147 to 1340 and encodes 397 amino acids. Gene Ontology annotation, biological process: amino acid metabolic process. The transcript has 9 exons. Gene Ontology annotation, molecular function: aminoacylase activity. Lineage: Eukaryota; Metazoa; Arthropoda; Insecta; Lepidoptera; Nymphalidae. Gene Ontology annotation, cellular component: cytoplasm.
AUGCAACUAUUUGUACAGUUAAUAAAUAGAAUGAAAUACACAUUUCAAAAACAUUACCCUUCUUCUGGUGCAGUCGGGUACAAACGUGUCUGAAAGAAAAGUGUGCCAUUUCUGAGGUAAAAAGUGUAUCCCGCAAUAUCGCAACAAUGACGGACUACGCUAACGAUCCCGCCGUGAGUAAUCUGCGGGAUUACCUCCGAAUACGCAGCGUCCAUCCCAAUAUUAAUUACGAUGAGUGCAUCGCAUAUCUCAGACGUCAAGCAUCAGAGUUGGGUCUACCUGUCCAGGUGUACGAAGUGGUGCCCAAGAAACCAGUGCUCGUGAUAACCUGGGAAGGGCUGGAACCCAGCCUGCCUAGUAUCCUGCUCAACUCGCAUAUGGACGUUGUGCCAGUUUUUGAGAAAAGCUGGAUCUACCCUCCGUUCGAAGCGCGCAUAGUGGACGGCGUGAUCUAUGCACGAGGAGUUCAAGACAUGAAGACCACGGGCGUUCAGUACAUCGAGGCGGUGAAGCGACUGAAGAAUAAGGGCAUUAGGCUGAAGAGGACUCUUCAUUUGAGCUUUGUACCAGAUGAAGAAGUGGGUGGAGGUAAUGGAAUGGGCGAGUUCGUGAAGUCUGAACACUACCGAAGCAUGAACGUUGGGUUCGCGUUGGAUGAAGGCCUGGCCAGUCCUGAUGAUAGCUUCGUGGUCUACAACGCCGAGAGGAGUAUAUGGCACGUGAAAGUGAUAUGUCCCGGGAAGUCCGGGCACGGCUCGCUCCUACUCCCGGACAACUCCGGGGAGAAGAUUCGCUAUAUCAUCGACAAGUUCAUGGACCUGCGUAAAGAAUCCAAAACGAAGCUCGAAAAUGAUCCCGAAUUGACCACAGCAGACGUCACUUCUGUAAAUCUCACCAUGUUAAAUGGUGGCAUCCAGAGCAACGUAAUUCCAGAAAAGUUGUCCGUCACCUUCGACUUACGUUUAGCUUUAUCUGUCAACGUUGUGGAAUUCGAAAAUAUGAUGAAGCAGUGGUGCUCGGAAGCAGGCGACGGAGUGACGUAUGAGUUUCUGCAGAAGGCCGACCACGUGGCACCUACGCGCGUUGACGACUCCAACCCCUACUGGGUGGCCUUCAAAGCUGCUGUCGACAAGCUCAAAGUGCCUCUAAAAGUGCGCACGUUUCCAGCCGGUACUGAUUCGCGAUAUAUACGUGAGCUAGGCGUAAGCGCGCUCGGCUUCUUCCCAUACAGACACACGCGCCCCGCGCUUCACGAACACAACGAGAGCCUGCGCGCUUCUGUGUUCCUCGACGGCAUCACCGUGUACGAAGAUAUUAUACCUGCCCUUGCUAAUGUAUAAUAAACCUUAAUAAAGUCAUUUUAAAGUUG